ACAACCUUCAUACGUCAUCAAAGCGCAUCGUCGAACUGUCAAAUAAAGAAAAAGUGAUGCUUAUAGCUUGUUUCAUACAACAGGCUCUAUGUAAAAAAAGCCCCAACACGAUACAAUUAAUAUAUUUGUUCUUUGUAUAUUUAUAAAUUUGUAAGCAUAAACGAGUUAACGAACGGCGUUCAACGAAAACGAAAUCGUUUCACCAAAAACCGCACCGAAUAUUUUCGUGCAUUGUGUUUUAGAGGUAAUUCAAUUAUUUUUUUUCUUGUUCUUUUUGAACGCCGGUGUUGUAGUGAAAAUGCAUAAAAUUCGCUGUUAGUGGCACAGAGUAAAAUUGCAAAAAAAGUUAACAUUCGCUAAUAAAGUGGAAUCAGUUAAAAAACUAGCAAAGUUCUUCGGGGCAUGCCAUUGCUUUUUUUAAUAUCCGAACUAGUUCAUUCGAAGUAUUUUGAUUCAGCGGCAAACUCAUUUUUACUCAGACUAUUCAAUUUCUACAAGUAUAUUUGCAAACAAAUGAUGGAUACACCGAAAAUUGUUGCAGCUAAGGACAACAUAACCUUCAAAAAAGUUACGUUUGAUGGGGGAGAACAGAGCGCAUACGAAACUGAUGGUGCUAGUGUAGUUGUCGUAGGCAGUUCAGGAUCGCACGACCACGGUAGCUCGAAAAUUAAAUUGAAAAAUAUCGUCGAUUACAAGUGGGAGGUGAAGAAUUACAUCGGUCGUUUGAUUGCAGUACAUCUUGAUGGAAAAUAUGUUGCGUAUGCAAUUAAGGUGGCUGGUAAAAAGGGGAACAUCGAAGGAAUGGUACGCGUACGCGUUGCUAAUCCAAAUACAGGCUCGCGCGCUUUAAUUCGCGGAAAAUCAAGCGAAGUACUUGAUUUGCAGUUUGCCCACAUGAAAUCCCAAAUUAUGUUGGCUUCCAUUGAAAAUACCGCACUACAUAUUCACAAAAUCGAAACCAUCAACGACAACAUAAUUUGUACGUUGCAACUGAAAAUUGAUGAUCCAGUCGAAGGCCAUGUGUCAAAAUUUGACAAAAUCAAUUGGUGCCCGUAUGUACCAGAAAAUGAAACAGAAACUGACAAUGAUGCUGGAAAACUGUUGGUUUGGACACGUGGCACCAGUUUUCAAUGUUACAAUGUUGGAACGGUUGUUGACAAUUAUGGCAUCGGAACACAUCAUGCCAACGAUAUAACCGAAGGCUCAUUGAAAUUUUAUGAAGUUUCUGCUAUAACUGAUGCUUCACUCUCUCCAGACGGAACGACAUUGGCUAUAACCCUUGAAGACGGUGAUAUUCGCUUUUAUCAAGUUUAUUUUCAUUGCAACGAAGAUGAACCACGACUUUUGCAUCAAUGGACACCACAUGAAAAAAAACCUGUGUCUGGCUUAUUCUUUUUGGAUGAUCACACCAAAUCUGCAGCUGGAAGUUCCCUUUGGAAAUAUGCCAUUACGGCAAGUGAUAACAAUACUGAAUUUAAAGUAUGGUGCUGUUCGUCGUGGGAAUGUUUACAAACCAUUCGAUUCGAAGCAUCAGAUGGAAAACCGAUGUUUUUCAAAACAGAAAUCGAUCCGACUUCAUCGUAUCUUGUACUAACUGAUGCCAAAAGUCGAAAUUUAUAUGUGAUGCAAAUUUUACAAGAAGAAGAUGCCAAAUCCGAUGUGGCCGAAGUGGGUCAAAAUGGAAGUCAAAAUGGAACAAAACCGUAUGCAUUUAUAAAAUCAAUCACUGAGUUUCCGGUGUCGUCCCCAAUUCUUUCAUUUAAUAUCGUUGAUGCAACUGUUCGAAAAUAUAAAUGCGCUUACAAUGAUGUUUACUUACUCGAAGAUCUCGAUGAUUAUGACGAAGACAACUUGAAUCGAUACUGUGUUGUGAUUCAUUUGUUUUUGGUGCAACCGAAAAGCGUACAAGAAUGUCAUGUGCUGUAUCAACCUUCUUUGAGUGUAGAUGCUGAUGUUGGUAGCUCUAUAUCUGUACUGUCCGAUAGUGGAAAUAAUGAUCGUGAAGAGGAAGCACUGGUAAACGAUUUGGCCUCAAUGUUGAGUAUAACGAAAUCGUCUUCGCAAGACGACUCGUCGGGAAGUUCAAUAUCAAGUGUAUCAAAAUCGAAUGUUCAAAUCCGGGCAUUGCUUGAUUCGGCCAGUAGUGCAAGUGGUACGGAGAAUUCGUCAAAUGUGACCAAAACGACUGAACUAAGCAAGGGUGAAAUAAAUAAACCAUCAUCAGCUUUAAACUUGCUUACUCCAGAUUCUUUCCAUUCAUCUGGUAAAAUUACACCGGAAGGCGUCAGCAAUGAGGUUUACUCAACCUUACGUAUGUUGGCUGGUGAGAAACCAGUGGAGAGCUCCAAAAAACCACUACUUUUGGUGAACAACAAGCAAGGCAGCGACGAAUCUGACAAAGUACAACUAAUGCAACAGGUUUCCGAGGAAAGCAAUAAUGGCAAUAAUGAAAAACUUUCGGAAAUUGUGCCCCCAUUACCACCGGCAUCAAUGCUCAACACUGGCGUUUCCGGUGGUUCAAGUCCAAGUCGUGAAGUGCAAGAGAUUCUCUCACAAAAGGGUUCGGAUUGCAUUAAUGACUUCUACAGUAAUUCCAUUGAUAUUCAAGACGAUACAGAUGCAAGCGGCAACAAUUGUGAUGCUGCCGAUGGCAACGAUGAAGAAAAAAAUAGCAAUCAAGACGAUGACGAAACGUAUACUCUGAACAAUGUGACCGAAUCUGCUAAUCAAGCAAGUGCUAUUACCGCACCAAGCAAAAUUGAUUGGCCAGAUGCACCAACUACAAUGCAAACAUUCAGUCAUAAUCCAGUAGCCACUGAAACAAUCAACGACAUUAACAUCAAAUUAGAUCAACUGAUGGAAAUCAUACAGACGCAAAAUUGCCAAUUAUCGGAGCUUCGUAGUGAAGUGGCUGAUUUGAAGAAGUCUCAGUCGAACGCUGUAGCCACAUCAAAACAAACACAAAAUGUUGACAUUAAUAUACAGAAACUUGAACAUCGUGUAUCACGUUUGGUCGAAGAAUAUCUUUCACGGAACGAACGCGAACAAAACAAACGCCUUGAAAACUUCUUGAUGACACGAGACAAUCAAGUUCGUGAGAAUAUUGUAAUGGGACUGGGUCCGGUGUUGUGCAAUCAGUUGAGCAGCCAAUUGGCGCAAGUAUUUGUUACAGAAAUUCAGAAACAUCUGCUGCCGGUCGUGGGCGCUCGUUUGGAUGGAAUCAAAGCACAAAUUCAAUCUGAAAUCGCACAGAAGCUCACCAUCACCGAUAAAGUCAUCAAAGAAAAUAUAUCGAACAUUUGUAAGAGCAAAGAAACGUCUGAUAUUUUUGGCCAUGCCGUUGUAAAUGGCAUAAAAUCGGGAUUGCAACAAAUCUAUAUUGAAUCCAUGAGAUCUGUAAUUUUGCCGGCAUACGAAAAGGCCAAUGCUGAACUCUUCAAACAACUUUAUGACACCUUCAAUAAGGGAACCAUCGCAUACGCCAACCAAAUGGCAAACUACACAAAAAUGUAUGAGCCAAUUCAUGCUGAAUUGAUAAACAUUAUGCAAACGGUACCAGAACAAUUGCGAAGUUUAAACGAAGCAUCGGUCAAUGUAUGUACUCAACGUGUUAGCAAUGAAAUCAACAAAGAUAUCAAGACAAUGCAAGUGAAUCUCUUGAAAACGCUGAAAGAAAACAUUAAAAUGGAGAUUAAAAAAGGUUUCGAAACACAGGCGGCAAAUUUGGAAGAUUCGGUGAUGAUGGCGGUACGGUCUCAAGCUCAAACACCCGCACCAAGUGUAUUUGAUGUGCAAGAACAAAUCAAAGCAUUGUUGCAUCAAGGUCAAGUCAACAAAGCGUUCCAUCAGGCAUUGCAGGCAAACGAUUUACAUUUGGUUGAGUACGUCCUUGAGCGUGCCGAUAUUAAUCAAGUAUUCAAUCCAUGCUCGCUCGAACAGACCGUCUUAUUGUCGUUGAUACAACAAAUAUCGGCCGAUAUGUUAAAUCACAGCGAACUGAAGCAAAAGUAUUUGUCCGAUGCCAUAAUCAAUUUAAAUAUGCGUGAUCAAAUCACCAAAGAGCAUUCGCCAAAAGUCCUCAAAGAUCUACUAUCAAAUUGUCAAAUCUAUUUGUCGGCCAAUCCACAUAGUCCACUCAGCAGUAAUGUUCGUGUGCUCAUUAUGGCUGUUCAAGGUUUUGGCAUCACUUCUAUGUGACACGAGCGCAAGAAGCGUUAACAGAAUGAAUCAUCGACCACAACAUAAACAUUACCAUAAUUUACUCUAUAUUACACAUUUCUGUCGUCUUUCAAAACCUCAAGAACAUUUAAGUCCAAUUCUGGACAUUUCGACAUUUGAUAUAAGAAUACUAUUAGAACAACAUUAUUUUCUUUUUCCAUUUUAUGUUGAAAUAACUUAUAUAAAACGAUUUAAAGGUGAUUACAACACAAAGCAAAUCAUAAAAAUGUUAUUUUGUUUCGACGACCAUUUCUAUGGACAUUUAAAAAAAAAAUUAUUG
Messenger RNA from Contarinia nasturtii (swede midge), 4498 nucleotides. RefSeq names its product enhancer of mRNA-decapping protein 4 homolog (gene Ge-1). The record is from RefSeq and is a predicted model, not a curated record. Gene Ontology annotation, biological process: deadenylation-independent decapping of nuclear-transcribed mRNA. Bases 403 to 4197 code for a protein of 1264 amino acids. NCBI's taxonomy places the organism in Eukaryota, Metazoa, Arthropoda, Insecta, Diptera, Cecidomyiidae. The transcript has 17 exons. Gene Ontology annotation, molecular function: protein binding. Gene Ontology annotation, cellular component: P-body.